This is a messenger RNA of Naegleria gruberi, 2450 nucleotides long. Its product is annotated as RNA polymerase III transcription factor TFIIIC subunit. Gene Ontology annotation, biological process: transcription initiation at RNA polymerase III promoter. The transcript has a single exon. The record is from RefSeq and is a predicted model, not a curated record. Gene Ontology annotation, cellular component: transcription factor TFIIIC complex. The coding region runs from base 1 to 2412 and encodes 803 amino acids. NCBI's taxonomy places the organism in Eukaryota, Heterolobosea, Eutetramitea, Acrasida, Naegleriidae.
AUGAUAAGCCAACAAGAAUACCAACUGUGGCGACAACGAAACAGUCAACAAGAAGAUGGAACAAACAAUACACCACCCCAUUCGGAAGUAGUAGUAGUUAAUCAGGAACAACAAGAAAAUAAUUUUAAUAAUAAUAAUAAUAAUCAUGAAACUAAUAACAGCAAUGUUGGAGUCAUGAUGAUAGUGGACAAUGAUGACAAUAAUUCAUCCUUCUCCUCCUCCUAUCAACCAACACAAAUACAGAAUGAAGAAGGAGGAACACAACCAGUCACAAUUAACAAUUCCGAAGUACCAUUAAUACCACCACCAUCAAUACAUUUGGGUUCAGCAAUUCCUAUCUAUGAUGCAACAUCUCCUUCCAUGAUGGUUGGACAACCUGUCCCUGUAGUAACACCUCAGCAAGCUUCUAUCAUUUCAUAUCUGGCACCAGCUAUGAAUUAUGAAAAGGCUCCAAUUUAUUCAAUACCAGAAACUAAAUAUACAAUGGUAUUAUUUCCUGGAAGAGUGAAAAAUGUUUCGAAUGCCAUUCAAAUGCUCGGAGGAAUGAAAAGUAUUCAGAAAUUACACAAAAAGUCACCACCUCCACCAUCUCAAACAAUAGCAAAUGGUAAAAAUUCGAAAGAACAAGAAGCACCAAAUUCUGAUUCUAAAUUUUUGGAAUGUAGAUUUAGACCUGGCAAUUUUAUGAGUUGUCAUCCAGUUUAUGGUGAUGCCACUUCAACAAAUAAUUUACUCGUUCGAAUCAGAAGAAAGAAAGUUAAAAAAGUUAUUGGAGAUAAGGUAGUCACGAGGUAUGACUCAUCAAAUUCGGAAAUUAGUGUUAUUGGAACUAUUUCAAAAACUGUGAAUUUUAAAGGAAUGUCUGAUUUUCAAUAUAUUCAACCAAAAUAUGUCGAUUUGGAUCAAUCUAUGGAUGAUGAUCAAAAUGGAACUGAAAAUGCUGCUAGCAAUAAUUUUUCGAAUAUUGGAGAUGAAGGAGAUGAAAUGCACACAGAUGAUGUCAAUUCUAACAAGUCAUCGACAGCUUUAAACCAAGAUGCACGUAACUCACAACAAAGAAGUAUUUAUUAUUCUGAUGAAUUGUCAGAAGCCACCUCGACGGUUUUUCUUUCUAGAGCAUCAUUGGAGCAUCCUCAUACAGGAAAGAAUACCAAACAUCAUAAGGCAAUGCUAGAUUUACCUCCACCAAUAUUCUCACGUUUUGACAUGCCAAUGGAUUAUGCCUUUAAGCAAAAUCCACUUUCAGAGGUCGUACCAAUCGUUUCUCACGAUGGUAGCUCCAAUUUUAAGAGAUUAAUUAAGAAAAAUAAGCAAUACGUUCCUCAUUGUGUUGAAAUUAACUUUGAAGAUGAAGUUCCAACAGGUCCACCUCCAGAUAUUGUCAAUGCUAAAGAUAAGGAAUUGUACACUGAUAUGGAAAAGAAAUUGAGAAAAUUAUUUGGUUAUCCUGACAAUGAAAAUGAAGAAUCAGCAAUUGACAAUUUAUCUGAUUCAAAGAGUAGAAAAAUCAGACCAAUGUGGUCCAGAAGUGCCAUUACAAGUAAGUUUGAAGGUAGAAAGGAUAGAUGGAAACUCAGAAUGGUACUUCCAAGAAUUGCCUAUCACUACAAGAGUGGUCCUUGGAGAAUGUUAUGGGUGCGAUAUGGUUACGACCCUAAAAAAGAUGUGGGUGCUGCCUAUUAUCAAAUGUUAGAUUUUAGAAUUCCUCAAGAGUUGAGACCAAAAAUCAAUGCAUUGGCAGGUAAAAAGAAGGAUGACGAAAUGGAAACAAACAAAUUCAGACGUCUUCCAAAGAGAAGAACUGAUUUACACAUUGACUUGCAUGAUUACUUGUAUUCAGGACAAAAUAAGGACCAGCCAAACAAUGAAAAUGAAAACGUGGCACCAAAUGCAACCUCUUCAGUUUUGAGUACCAAUGCAAACACGAAUCAAGGUGAAAAUGAUGACAAUGCUUCAUAUGAAUUUAAUUCAGUACCAACACAAAUUCAAGUGUUUUAUCAAUUGUGUGAUAUUAGAUUAUCAUCUGCACAAAAUAUUAUUAUGGCAGAAAAGGACGAAAAGAUACCAAUAACCUAUGGUGUACUUUUGGGCAUCAAAUCAGGUGAAGAACUAGGAUUGAGAGAGUAUGUGUGGAAUCAAAAUGCAGAAUGUGAUCCAAAAUCAGGUUGGUACUCCCAUCAUGCACUUGAACAAGUUCGUCACAUUAUGAAGAAGAAGAUUGAGGAAUGGCUUGAGAUUGGUGAAGAGAAUGAUAAUGAAAUUCUCUCAGAUACCGAAGAUGAGAAUGAGCCAGAAAGACAAGAAGUAACUCAAACAGAAAAUAGAGAAGCUACUCAAACAGAAGCCACCUUAACUGAUGAUGAAAUGAGAGACGAAGAAGAAGAUUUAUUUAUUGGAGCUACAACUCAGUAACAUAUUGAUCUAAUUUAUUAAAAAAUCAAUCUAGGAAA